Molecule: messenger RNA, 3869 nt
Organism: Candoia aspera
Lineage: Eukaryota; Metazoa; Chordata; Lepidosauria; Squamata; Candoiidae
Gene: PLEKHG5
Product: pleckstrin homology and RhoGEF domain containing G5
Exons: 21
Coding region: 105-3179 (1024 amino acids)
Biological process (GO): Rho protein signal transduction; endothelial cell migration
Cellular component (GO): plasma membrane; endocytic vesicle; axon
Molecular function (GO): guanyl-nucleotide exchange factor activity
Source: RefSeq, a predicted model, not a curated record
ACGGGCGAGCUUUAAAGGUGUGUCACCACGCCAGAUGUGAGCAGCUGAAUCACAACAGCCCCCUGCACUUGUGUGAGACGUGUGACGGGCAGUUCCACGGGGUGAUGCACUUUGACAGGCACAUCCGCUUUGACCUGCUGCCUCCAGGGUCUAUCCUGGCACGGAACAUCUCCACCCGGUCCUGCCCGCCACGCACUAGCCCUGCCUCGGAUCUGGAAGAGGAAGACGAACAGCUGAUUGAUGGGAAAGGGGAAAAAAGGAAUUUAGCCCGAAAGCAGCUCAAGAAGGGAACGAGGAGACAUACGGAUGAUCCUAGCAAGGAAUAUUUCACUCUGAAGUUUGAUUUGAACGUGGACAUCAAAACGGAGAUUGCCCCAGCCAUGAAGAAGAAAUCUUUAGGCGAGGUCCUGCUGCCGGUGUUUGAGCAGAAAGGCAUUGAUCUGUCCAAAGUGGAUAUUUAUUUGGACCAGUCCAACACCCCGCUCUCGCUCAACUUCGAAGCCUACCGGUUCGGAGGACAUUACCUCCGGGUGAAAGCCAAGCCGGGGAAUGAUCUGAGGGUUGAAGAGGCGGUGAAGGACAGCAAAUCCUUGAGUUUGCCCAUUCUGCGCCCAGUGGGCAUCAGCCCCUCCUUCCUCGCCACCCCGUCUCUGGAUCGUCUGGAGCAGCUCUCGGUUCGCCAGGAAAGUGCCGCUGAUGUCUUGGUGCCUGGAAGGCAAAGGAAGAACAUGAAUGAAUUCCUUGGGGAUUCCAACAUCCCAAACCAGGAUCUGCUGCAGCCUUCAGCCCCCUCCCCGAUUCCCAAUGGCCCGGACACGCGGAAGAACCGAGCAGCCAGCCGUUUUAGCGGCUUCUUCGGAUCAGGCAGCAGCAGCAGCUCUUUUGCGAGGGAGCAGGAAAAGAUGGAGCAGCUGGAGAACAGGCUGCAGUCCUAUGCACCCCCUGGCCAGCCCCGGUUCCCCGACCGGCUGCGCUUCGACCAGGACUCCUGGGAAGACAAAGACGGGGAGGAGGAGGAGGAGGAGGCAGCCCUGAGGCUGGAGGAGAGCUGGCAGGAGAUCAUCGAGGGGACGGAGGCUCUGACGCGACGCCAGUGCCACCAGCAGGAAGCCAUUUGGGAACUGCUGCACACCGAAGCGUCUUACAUCAAGAAACUGAAAGUCAUCACCAAUCUGUUCCUGUGCUGCCUUUUGAAUUUGCAGGAUUCGGGCCUCUUGUGCGAGGUGGAAGCUGAGCGGCUUUUCAGCAACAUCCGAGAAAUUACCCAGGUCCAUCGCGCGCUCUGGAGGACCGUCAUGGCCCCCGUGCUGGAGAAGGCCCGGACGAGCCGAUCCUUGCUGGACCCCACCGAUUUCUUGAAGGGCUUCGAGAUGUUUGGCUCCCACUUCAAGCCUUACAUCCGCUACUGCAUGGAGGAAGGGGGGUGCAUGGAAUACAUGCGCAGCUUGCUUCGUGAGAACGAGCUCUUCCGCCUCUAUGUGAUGUGGGCCGAGAAGCACAAGCAGUGCAACCGGCUGAAGCUGAGCGACAUGCUCGUGAAGCCGCACCAGCGCUUGACCAAGUAUCCGCUGCUCCUGAAGUCGGUGUUGAAGAAGACCGAGGACCCGCGCGCCCGAGAGGCCAUCGCCACCAUGAUCGACUCAGUGGAGCAUUUUAUCAACCAUGUCAAUUCACGCAUGCGUCAGCACCAGGAACAGCAGCGCCUGGCCACCACCGUUAACCGCAUUGAUGCGUACGAGGUGGUGGAGGGAAGCACCGAUGAAGUGGACAAGAUCCUGAAGGAGUUUCUGCGCCUGGACCUGACGGCCCCGAUCCCCGGGACCUCCAGGGAGGAGACACGGCAGCUGCUGCUGGAGGGGAGCCUCCGGAUGAAGGAAGGCAGAGACAGCAAGAUGGACGUCUACUGCUUCCUCUUCACCGACCUCUUCCUCAUCACCAAGCCGGCCAAGAAGGCCGAGCGCAUGCGGGUCAUCCGCCAGCCACUCCUGAUCGACAGGCUGGUGUGCCGGGCGCUCCGGGACCCGGGAUCUUUCCUGCUGAUCUACCUGAACGAGUUUCGCAGCGCCGUCUGUGCCUACACAUUUCAGACCAGCGGACAGUCGCUCUGCCGGAGCUGGGUUGAAGCCGUCUGUAACGCCCAGAACAAGCUGCAGCAGCUGCGUCUCCAGGAGGCCAAGCACAGCCAGCAGCUUCCCCAGGUAGCGGGAGGGAAGGCGGAAGAGGAAGAAGAGGAAGAGGAAAAAGGCCACAGGGGCUCCUCGGCAGCCAGCUCCCCUCCCACUCUCCGCAAGAGCACCAGCAGCCUGGACUCACAGCAGCGCCUCUCAGACAGUUCGACUGAGACGAUCUCCUUGACGGUGGUCGAGGCCGGCGAGGGGCUCCCCUCCCCUUCCUUCGAGGGGGGCCCGUUCAGUUCGCAGGCAGAUGAGUCGCCUGUUGGCCUCCACCCCGAUCCCACCACACCCACCUUGGAGACAGGGGACCCACUCCCAGAUGCCCCCGGCCACCUCCUGAAACCGGAAUCCAGCCCCUGCCGCUGUUCCUCCGUCGACAGCGCCUACGGGACCCUCUCGCUCGCCUCCUUCCAAGAACUGGCCGACCCCCAGCAGCCGCAGGGGGGCACGGCAGCUGCCGAGGAGGAGGAGGAAGAGGAGGAUGCUGCCCAGCCCUUGCAACAGGCUCGCUCCCCCAGGCUGCGCCAACAGACCCCCGUCCAGCUCCUACCAGCCAAGAGCAUGGUGCUGAAAUCCAAAUCGGAGGCCAACCUCUCACAGUUGCUCUCGGCCUCGCUGCAACUCAGCCCAAGCAGGAGCCUCUCCGAACUUCCCCCCCCGGUUCUGCUGCCCGGCUACCCCCUGAUGCAGGAACCCCAAAGCCAAGCCUUUGGGGGCAUCUUCAGCAGCAGCAGCAACAACAGCAGUGCGUCUGAGCUCUCCGAAGCGGAGGAGGCGUCCUCGUCGGGGGUCUGCAUCUCUCCAGGGAGGGCGGCCGCCAUCUUGAGAGGGCCGCUGUCCCCCUGCUGGCUGGUGGAGGAGCUCCAGGGAGAGGAACUGUCGGCGGGCCAGCCGGCUUUUCCGGAUGCACCGGCAAUUCAGCACCGCAAGUUGACGUUGGGCCAGCUGUACCGCCUCCACACCACAUUGCUCCUCAACUCCACGCUCACGGCCUCGGAGGUAUGAGAAGCACCCGCAGAAGAGGAUCAAGGGCGAGAGAGACCCGCUCGCAGGAGGUCCAGUUCUGUAGCACCACCCGCCGUGGGCAUCGGGGCCACCUGCCCGCCCCGAGCGGGUGGGCACGAGGACCGGGCACAGCAUCCCAACCGGGUGCCACAACCCGGCCUGAGUUCUGUGUGUGUGCGUCGACCAGAUCAAUGUGUUUGCGGCAGCUGUGCACACUUGGGCCCGAGGACACGAGAGACAAGGGGCGAGUGGGGAUGGGGGGGGAGUUGGCCCCAGCAACAGUUUUCCUAGAUUUUUGCCUUUUGCAUUUUUAGCCCUCCCUACAGCAGGUGAGGGAGUGAGAAGGACACCUAGGGUGGGUCUCCGCACAAUCCCCGAACGACCACCCCCGAGCCGUAUGGCGGGCUGUUGCUUGUCUGACUCAGCUCCUCCUCCUGUGGGGCUCCCCAAUCACCCCAAAGCAUCCGUCCCAUGGCAGGAAUCGAGCCUCGUCACUUCCUCUUGGACCUGCGCCCCAUUGGCCAGUUUGUCAUACUCCCAGCGCCACCCCGGCCCCCAAAAAACCAGCCUGCAGCAGGAUCUUUCCCAACUUUGGCAAGAGUGCUGCGGGCACUUCCUAGUUCUCCUACAGAGGCCUCUCCGUGCCCAGCACUUGACGCAGGGUGCCAAGGAGGAGGGUACAGUUUAUAA